Messenger RNA from Benincasa hispida (wax gourd), 953 nucleotides. NCBI's taxonomy places the organism in Eukaryota, Viridiplantae, Streptophyta, Magnoliopsida, Cucurbitales, Cucurbitaceae. The record is from RefSeq and is a predicted model, not a curated record.
GCAAUGGGGAUGAAUGAAUGAAUGAAUGUUUAGCGUCAAAUAUCCUGUUGCUCUGUUUGUCACCCACAAAUGGGAACUGCGCUUCUCUCAGUUCCUGCCCCAUUCUUCCACUCCUCAUCAUAUACUGCCACCCCCACAACCUCCCAUCGUUCCGGAUCCGCCACUUCACUCCGAUUUUCAUCAUCUAGGUCCAUUACCUUCCUCUCUUCCUCCUCCUCUUCUUCUUCAGCUUCCGUUGUUGAUGAAGAAACAAAUUCUUCUCCCCCAGAUCAACUCUCUCUUCAGUCUCAAUCUGACCCAGAUGAUUCUUCCUUCAGAUAUUAUAAUGAUGGUGCCAAUGGUAUGGCUUAGAACAAGCUUGUUUUGUGUUUUGUUUCUUAUACAUAGAGGGUGUAAGGCCUGUGGAAGGGAAGAAAUUGAGAGGGGAUGCAAUGGUGAGGGAAGGAUACAAGGUGGCAUUGCAACAGUCCCUGGUUUUGGUUGGUGGCCUAUAAAGGCAUACAGGCCUUGUCCUGGGUUUCUAGCAUCUGGUGGCAGAUACAAGCGGCGCGGACAAAGCAUGGACGAGGUUACAUCUGGAGGAGGAAGGACGGAAGCCUCUGCCAGUGCUGGCAAGAAGGACUCGUCGAGCAAGAAGAAGUCAGCUAAGGGCUAACUCAUACUGGGAGGAAAUGAAGGAUGGAUGUCAGAAUUGUUUAUAUGGAAAUACCAAAGUUGAAGGGGGUGACUUUUGAAGAACAUGUCAAAAUUUUCUCAUAGGGAAUUUGAUUGAAAUUUGGUUAGAUUCUCAUUUCUUUACGGAUUCUGUAAUGAUACCAACAAGCUUGUAUUAGAAGACUAUAUUUAAAGGCAAAAAUUUCAAGUUCAAUGCUUGGUUUGAGGCUUAUAAAGAUUCAUUCUUGUAGAACAUUGUUUCAUUUCCAGUUACAAAUGAGAUGCCAUGUUUGUUCUUU